Messenger RNA from Melampsora larici-populina 98AG31, 429 nucleotides. RefSeq lists its product as uncharacterized. Gene Ontology annotation, cellular component: nuclear exosome (RNase complex); cytoplasmic exosome (RNase complex). Gene Ontology annotation, biological process: poly(A)-dependent snoRNA 3'-end processing; TRAMP-dependent tRNA surveillance pathway; exonucleolytic trimming to generate mature 3'-end of 5.8S rRNA from tricistronic rRNA transcript (SSU-rRNA, 5.8S rRNA, LSU-rRNA). The record is from RefSeq and is a predicted model, not a curated record. Lineage: Eukaryota; Fungi; Basidiomycota; Pucciniomycetes; Pucciniales; Melampsoraceae. The transcript has 3 exons. Gene Ontology annotation, molecular function: RNA binding. The annotation marks the transcript as partial.
UAUGUUCCAGCUCUUGGUGAACCUGUGAUUGGGAUCAUUGUCUCUCGACAGGCUGAUGGGUAUAAAGUGGACAUUGGGUCGUCUCUUACCGCUCGAUUAGACGCCCUCGCAUUUGAAUCAGCAACCAAAAGAUCGAAACCGAAUCUUAAAAUCGGAACUGUGGUCUAUGCAAGGGUUUCAUUAGCACUACCUUUCAUCGAACCUGAACUUGAAUGCAUGGAUCCCACAACAAUGAAAGCAAAUGGAUUCGGUGAAAUGACAGGAGGAUAUCUAAUGCGCGAUCUUGACUUGCGAAAUUCCAGAUUGCUUCUCUCACCUCCUCAAACCCUUUUGGCAAAACUUGGACAGCAAGUCCCUUACGAGAUCUCCAUUGGGCUCAACGGCAGAAUUUGGUUAAAAGCAAAAACUGUUUCUCAAACUAUUUAUUUA